Ascochyta rabiei is the source of this 777-nucleotide messenger RNA. RefSeq lists its product as uncharacterized. The record is from RefSeq and is a predicted model, not a curated record. Gene Ontology annotation, biological process: NADH dehydrogenase complex assembly. Lineage: Eukaryota; Fungi; Ascomycota; Dothideomycetes; Pleosporales; Didymellaceae. Bases 1 to 777 code for a protein of 258 amino acids. The transcript is spliced from 4 exons.
AUGGGCAUAUCCAAAGAGCUUACCCUGUUCGGUGGAGAUGAAGGCUGGAACGCCAAAGACUGGACCUCGAGCGACGACAGAGUACGAGGCGGAAAGUCUCAAUCCUAUCUGGACAUCAAAGGAGCAACAGCCUGCUUCCAUGGCAAUCUUGAUAUCAAGACUCUAGGGGGUGCCGGCUUCGCCAGUCAACGCACCACUGGGGAUGACCACUCUUGGGACCUUUCUGCUUACGAUGGAAUUCAUCUGGUCGUUGGAAAAGAUGAUGGCAAACGUUACACAUUCAUCCUGAAAGACGAAAUCCUCCCGCCCAUGGACGACGGUCGUGAGCAGUCGACCAUCAGCUAUGAGUACGACUUCAGCGCAGCUGGCAAUUACUCGGUCGUCAUCCCAUGGAGCGAGUUGAAGCCAACUUAUCGUGGGAAGGAAAAGAAUGAUACAUCGCCGCUGAACACAAAGAGUAUCAAGAGAUGGAGCUUCAUGAUGAGGAGUUUCUUCGGGGACCAAGAGGGCGACUUCUCAGUGGAGAUAAAGUCUGUGAAGGCUGUCUCGCAGUCGGAAGACUUUGAGGCAGGCUUCACGAGUGACAAAAGCGACUACAACGCGGUGGAGAAGAGAGAGCCUUGGUCAUGGAAGAACUCCAGGCUCGUCGGACUGGCCCUUAUCUUCUCCACUACCUGGGCCAUCUGCACGGGUGUUUGCUGGUACAAGGGCAUUGAUAUAAGCAUGAUGACACCUAGGAAUUGGUGGAAGAUGGCAAAGCAUGACCGGCUGCCAUGA